This is a messenger RNA of Striga asiatica, 1777 nucleotides long. The record is from the annotation of a GenBank genome assembly. Lineage: Eukaryota; Viridiplantae; Streptophyta; Magnoliopsida; Lamiales; Orobanchaceae.
UACUAGCGCACCCACACGUUCACUGCGUGUCCUCUGCGUUUUCCGAUGUCGAGCCACGUCGGACCUCCUGCAACCUCCGAUCGGACUUCCUCCCCUCAGCCGAAGAAACCGAAAUCCCGAGAAGUUAGCUCGAGGUUCCUCUCGCCGGCGGCCCCGAGCGCCGCCACCACCGCCGCCGCCCGUUCGUCGUCUUCCUCAUCGUCCGACUUCGGAAAUCAAUCCCCAAACAGCACUCUAAUUUUCUCCCCACGGCAAAAGCACAAGCAACCGCCGGCUAAUUUCUCGAGAAAGCACAAAAGCUACGAGAAUUCGGGGUUUUUCCGCGGGCUCUGGCCCUCGUCGUCCCCAAAGCCGUCGAAAAUUGCUGCCAAAUCCGGAGAUCGGUCGCUCACCAGGCAAAAGAGCUGCACGGAGUUCAGCAGAUUCGACGAUCGAAAAAUUCAGAUCUCUAAUUUCGCCGCAAAAGAUAAUCAGAAGCCCGGUUUAGGAGGAUCCAUGAGGUACACGGGGAAGCCUAUCAAAUUCGAGGAAAAAUCGGACUAUAAUGACCUAAUUGCACCUGGUAGAUUUUCAAUCGACAAGGACGUUCUAUUGAGCUCGGAUGAGCUUGGAAAUUCCAGCGGGAUGAGCUUAGAAACUCCGGCGGCCAGAAAAUAUUCCCCGGCGUCUUACAUGGCUCCGACUCUGAGCUCGAGAAAACACGGACUCGAGCCAUCGAGGUCAAGGAGAUGGAGUGCUGAUUCCGGGCCCAAUCUGAAGCCCGUUGUUUCAUCUUCAGAAUGUAAUAAUAAUAAUUUUAGUAGUUCUUCCAAGGUUUUCAAUUUGAAGAAUGCUAUGAAGAAGGCAGAUGGGAAUGGGGCCCAGUCGGGCUCCGGAAAAUCAAAGUCCGGUGAAGAGAAGGGGAAGAUGAAGAGUAUUCUGAGUCUGGGAAUUGGAUUGUUGAAGGGGAAGAAGCCCGUUUCGAGUCUGUCGCCCUUCGGGCCGGGCUCGUCUUAUGAUGUUCAUCAGUUGAAGUUGCUACAUAACAGGUUGAUGCAAUUGAGGUACAUUAAUGCCCGGGCUAAGACUGUUAAUGGGAAUGUGUUUAAGCAAGCUGAGUGCAACUUCUUGUUUGCAUGGCAUGGCAUGAUAAAACUACAACAUUCUGUGGUGCAAAACAAAUUGCAGCUACAAAGAGAGAAGCUGGAAAUGAAAUUGAGUUACAUAAUUCACUCUCAAAUUCAAGCUCUGGAAAAUUGGGGAAAUAUGGAGACACAGCACUUAUCAGCAGUUUGUACAACCAUCGAUUACUUGCACUCUGUUAUUUGCAGAGUUCCACUUGUUGAUGGAGUGAAGGUAGAACCUCAACUCGCGUCAAUUUCUAUUCGGCAUGCUUCGGAUCUUGCUGCAUCUAUCGACUUGAUGCUCACAAAUUUUUCGCCUACGAUCGAGAAAACCGUUGGAUUAAUGGACGAGUUAGCAAUGGUGGUCACACAAGAGAAGCUGCUAUUACAAGAAUGUUUAGAACUCUUCAGAAACAUUUCCAUAUUGGAGAUGCAAGAGAGGAGCCUGAAGAGCAGCAUAAUGCAAUUCAGUAUACUCCAACAAGACAGCAAAAUCACUUGCACCGGCCCAAGUUAGUCCAGUAGAAGUAAAUAUUAUGAAAUUAUUUCUACGAAAGAAGCUCUCGAAGGAGAAAAAGGUUCAGCCAAGAACAUUUACUCCCUCUGCUGUAAACUGAACCAAACAUCGGUUUUUACUAUGUAUAUAUCUUCUGGCCUAACACAUUAAAAUUCCC